Messenger RNA from Gallus gallus (chicken), 1378 nucleotides. Its product is annotated as RNA/RNP complex-1-interacting phosphatase-like. Gene Ontology annotation, molecular function: protein tyrosine/serine/threonine phosphatase activity; polynucleotide 5'-phosphatase activity. The transcript has 9 exons. Gene Ontology annotation, biological process: protein dephosphorylation. Bases 42 to 1058 code for a protein of 338 amino acids. The record is from RefSeq and is a predicted model, not a curated record. Lineage: Eukaryota; Metazoa; Chordata; Aves; Galliformes; Phasianidae.
GGAAGCGGAAGUUGCUGCCGCGUCUCCGUUGCGACGCCAGCAUGCCGGGCCGUGGCCGUUCGCGCGUCCCCGAGCGGUGGACCGACUACGUCCCGCUGGGCCGCAGGCUCCCGGGCACCCGCUUCAUCGCCUUCAAAGUGCCCCUGAGGAAGAGCUUUAAUCAGAACCUUCAUCCAGAGGAGAGGUUUUCGCCUUGUGACCUCAUCGAGAAAAUCAAAGAGCAGAAAGAAGAACUGGGCCUCAUCAUCGACCUGACGUACACAACACGCUACUACGGACCAGAGGAGCUGCCAGCUACGCUCAGGUAUUCAAAGAUCCUGACAAUGGGACACGAAAUACCAAACAACCAGACUAUUUUUCAAUUCAAGUGUGUUGUGAAAAACUUCUUGAGAGACAACAAAGACAACGAUAAACUGAUCGGAGUGCAUUGCACACAUGGCUUAAACAGAACUGGCUACCUGGUUUGUAGGUACCUGAUUGAUGUUGAAGGCAUGGAGCCCAACACUGCAAUAGAGUUGUUCAACAGAGCUCGAGGGCAUCCCAUUGAGAGAAUGAACUACAUUGAAGAUCUCCGGAGAAGAUCUGGAAUGAAACGUGAAGUGAAGAAUUCGGGGUCAGUCCCCCUCAAAGGAAGAGUGGACGCUAUGUUGAACUGUAGAAAGCAGAAGGCAGAACAUCGCCCACAGCGUUCAGAACACCUCCUAUUAACCACGUCCAGGAACUCUGGCUGUGCCAAGAAGAAGAAGAAGCGGCAUCACAGAGCGCCCGAACAACUCCAGGAGCCUCUGCACAAACCUGGGCUGGCUGAGAAAAGGUGGCCUUGCAGUUUGGCUCCCAGGAACUGCCCGGUUUCUUUGCCUUACAACAUGCAACGCAACGAAGUGUGCUUCCUAGCUCCAGGCCCCCUCCACCAGCAACCACAGGAACCUCACGUGGCCAGGAAGCGCCGGCGGCGGCGUAAGAAACGUAUGGCAGAGCUGAAAGGCACAACAGCAUCCACACAGGGCUGUGUUCCCACAAAGGAGUUACGCAGAGGCUCCAAACUGAGUGAACUGUGACGUCCACCAGCAGCUGAGCUGGAUGGUGGGAACUGCAAGCGGAGGUUGUGGUGUUCUUGAGAUCAGCACAGCUCUCUUUCUCUUCCCCCCCCCCCCCCUUUUUUACACCCUUCUGGGUACUUUUGACAACUGACUCAGAAUUUUCGAGUUGCUGUUUGACAUUCUGCAGUCCUGGCUCCGCUUCUCAAGUGAUGGAGGGAAUAAAUGGAACUGGAUUAAUUCUAAAGAGACGUCAUCAGGAGCAGCUCUUUAACCUUCCACAAAAGGGCUUUUGGUGCUGAUUUCCUUAAUACACGUGAAGGAAUAGGAUUUGGCCUGAA